Messenger RNA from Puccinia graminis f. sp. tritici CRL 75-36-700-3, 1544 nucleotides. RefSeq lists its product as uncharacterized. Bases 132 to 1283 code for a protein of 383 amino acids. NCBI's taxonomy places the organism in Eukaryota, Fungi, Basidiomycota, Pucciniomycetes, Pucciniales, Pucciniaceae. The record is from RefSeq and is a predicted model, not a curated record. The transcript has 3 exons.
UGUGGAGGAUUGGCUGUUUUAAGUUUUGCCUUUUACAGACAGCCGAUAAAAUAGUUGGAUGACGUCAUACAUAUUUCCCCAGCCAGCUUGAAAAUACACAGGAGCUUCACUAGGGUCAGUCGGCUGGCAAGAUGAACCACUUCUCCAGGACUGGUACAAUCAACCAUCUCGUCAAGCGAACCAAACAAGCCUAUCAUCCGACUUGCUAUCCGACUCAGGCGCGUACAGGCGGUCGUCUGAUUGACCACCAUCGUCCGUUCCAUUCGAUCCUUGCAAGUGGUAGUAGUACUCCAUCGGGAGAAGUAGUACCAAUCCGAAUCCGAGCAGGAAUCAUAACUCUAUCAUCAUCAAUCACAAAGAGAAAGAUGACGAGUGGAGCCGAUGAGAAGAAGCAGCUCAGUUUCCCGGUCACGCCGUAUCCGAAAGCGAACCCUCAAGAAAAGAUCGUCCGGACGGCGGCGUGUGUGAUCAUUGGGGACGAGAUCCUGAGCGGGAAGACGCUGGACACGAAUUCGAAUCAGUUUGCAUCGUUAGCCUUCAGACUGGGCAUCAAUCUGAAGAGGAUCGAGGUCGUGCCGGACGAGGAAGAUGUGAUCAUCAGCACGAUCAGACGGCUCUGUGAACCCGAGAAUCAAGUGGAUAUGAUCAUUACUAGUGGGGGGAUCGGGCCGACUCAUGAUGAUAUCACAUAUCAAUCACUAGCCAAGGUGUUUGAUCCCCAAGGAGAACUGGAGUACGACCAAGAGACGAUCCGAAGGAUGGACGAAUACAACGCCCGACGAUCGGACACGAAGACGAAGAAUGAGGAGCAAAGAAAGGCUCGGCACAGGAUGGCCUUAUUCCCGAAAAAGCACGCCAAGGUCUUGUUUGUUGAGGCCCAUCUGUGGGUCCCUGUCGUCUGUCUCCGCGACAAAAUCUUCAUCCUUCCCGGAAUCCCCAGUCUGUUCCAACAACUCUUGCAAGCUCUUAUGUGUAAUUACAUCUCUCUGCCUCCGGAGACUGAUAAACCGCAUCGAGUGAUCAUCCAAACCAAACUUCCCGAAUCAAUCAUUGCACCUACCUUGACCCGGCUCUCAAAGCAACUCAAGGACGAAAAACAAGACAUCAAGCUCGGCUCUUAUCCUAACUUAAUCACCGGGAUCGUCAGUAUCUCGUUGAUUGGCAUCGACCUCGAGAAACUUAACUCAUUUGCUCAGCUUAUUCAACUCGAAUUUGAUACCCUUUCUUCUUCUUCUGAUUCUUCUAAAUCUAAUCUUAGUAAUAAUAGUGAAAACAAGUUAUAGAGUCCUUUUUUUACAUUUGUAUCAUUAUUAAAGCAUUCAUAAUAAUUGGGGUUUUCAACAUAAAAAGAAGAACAACAGUCUUAGAGAUGAUAGCCAGGACCUGAUUACUUCGGACAUACCAGGCUUACUUUUGAGUGCAAGAAGUUAUAUUUCCAGCAAUAGACCAAUCUGAUUGACUGUAAUAAAAACUUGUCCAGAUUCAACCACUAGACAUAUUGUGUUAUGAAGAAAGCUUGGACCAAUUUCAAAGUUUGCUGUUCC